UGCUUACUGAGCAAACCUUUUAUCAUUGAAUCAUGGAAAUUUACAUUAUAGCAAACAAAAAAUAAUUUUUUUCAAUUUUACUUUAUAGGUUUACAGAAAAAAACUGCGCAACAAAAAGAUUAAGCCACUGUAAGAAUGUGCAGAACAAAACAAAUUUUCCCGGCCUUUCAGAUCAUCUGUCUAAUUCUAAUAGGGAAAACGUUUGGGAGAGCACCCAUGGCUGUAGCGUCGACUGCGGUCAACAUAGAGGAGAUUUUCAAACAGCACCAAGUUGUGCCGGACGUUAUACCUUCGGCGCCAAAGAAUUUUCUAAAGGUCACCUACAAAGGGGUGGUGGUAGAAAAUGGCAUUGAACUAACACCCACACAAGUGGCCACACCACCGACGGUAGAAUGGGAUGCCGAAGGUGAUGCCUUUUAUUUGCUCGUAAUGACUGAUCCAGAUGCACCCAGCCGCAAGGACCCAAGAUUUCGCGAAUUUCAUCACUGGCUGGUUGCCAAUAUACCAGGUGCAGAAAUAAGCAAAGGAGAUGUGUUGACCGCUUAUGUGGGUGCUGGGCCGCCCAAGGGAACAGGACUGCAUCGUUAUGUUUUCUUAAUUUACAAGCAACCAACUAAAUUACGAUUUCAAGAGCCGCGCAUACCAAAAAACAGCAGUCAAAAUCGGCCAAAUUUUAGUGUAGCAAAAUUUGCAAAGAAACACAAAUUGGGUGAUCCAAUUGGUGGUAAUUUUUUUCAAGCGGAAUGGGAUGAGUAUGUGCCGACAGUGCACAAACAAUUAGCGGGCAAGAAGUGA
Anastrepha obliqua is the source of this 795-nucleotide messenger RNA. RefSeq names its product protein D2-like. The transcript is spliced from 2 exons. The coding region runs from base 136 to 795 and encodes 219 amino acids. The record is from RefSeq and is a predicted model, not a curated record. Lineage: Eukaryota; Metazoa; Arthropoda; Insecta; Diptera; Tephritidae.